Molecule: messenger RNA, 223 nt
Organism: Symbiodinium pilosum
Lineage: Eukaryota; Dinophyceae; Suessiales; Symbiodiniaceae
Source: the annotation of a GenBank genome assembly
GAACAUCGUGAAGUAUGACCUUUGCUUCAAGCGCCCUGCGCCACUGGGCCAGACGGCAUUCUUCUUGUCGCAAUCAGGCGCAACAACAGAAUGGCUGCUUGAACAAGACGAGGAAGCCUUCGAGCAGAUCAAUGCCUUUGAGGAUCAUCGGCAGACGCCGCUGUUCUUCGCCGUGGAGAGAGACGACACGGCACUGGCUGAGGUGCUCCUGAAGAACGGAGCA